GUUGGAAUCGUAACGAUGCUGAUACGAAACAUAGAGUUCUAUCACUUUUCCGUAUUACUGAUCAUUGUAUUUCAAAUAUUUUUUUUUCAAGUUUUGUGUACGUAUACAAAUAGAUGAGAACCAUUCUUCUCGGACAGGUGACUUAUUGCGCUCACAGUUGUGUUCUUGUCACGUUUGAGCUGAAUUCCUUUGGCAUGGAUUUUACGCAAUUGCAUUCCGUCAUAGCUGGGAAUCGUCCCGUUUGCUACUUAUCUGUGAGGUAUACUCAUUCAAGAAAAGAAGCAUACAUUUUACAACGUGAAAUGCCACGAAAUGCAAUGUCAACAGAAAAUCAAUUCUCGGUUGUUAAUCACGGCGUAAAACUAGCAUACAGAAAUAGAAACUCGCGACUGUAAUCAAGAUGUCUCACAUGCGCGGAGCAAAUAGAUAUCCACAUCCCAGGUACAAUUCAUUCGUCUACUCUACCUUUUCAAAUUAGAAUUACCUGGUGAAUUAGCGGACUCUAAUUUGGAAGAUAAACUAUCGACUGCCCGGUUCGUUUCGUUCAAACGAUGCGGUGUGAUAUUUGAAGGAUUGCGCAUUGACUUCGAUUGUACUGCGUGUAGUUUGACUUUGAUGUUGAACAGUAUACCUGAAGUUGAUGUUGGUGGGAGUGUUUUUACCAGAUCAUGACACCUACGAAUAUUGAAUAACAUAUUGUUCGUCAACUAUGUUGAAUUAUGUUCAAAAUUUUGUUAAAAGGUGUCACAGCAUAAAGAUUUUUUAUUAUCUUCACUGUUGAUGCAGUCCAACAUUCGACAUGAGAACAACGGCACCCAGUGGUGAAUUUUGUACUUUGGACAUGCAUAAAGUGCAUCUGGUCACUUUAUGCAUGUUAGAGGUAUAACGCGGGACACAAAAAAAACCAUAUGUGAACAUGAACCAUAGUUUAGCGAGUCUAAACUGAUCAGUAUUAUUUCUUUCUGAGUAUCGACACUCAGUUGUGAUUUUUCGGUGGUUUAGAUUUUGUUUACGCCCGAAGAUCAAUCAGAGCAUUUACGCGUGGCAAGCACGAUUCAAAUUCUACAAUUUUCUUCAAGUUACCGAAUGGAAUGCUCGAAAAUUCCAAUUCAUUUUUCAUCGAUUUUAGUGUUAACGUAUGCGUUCAAAAAAAUUGACUAAUUUGGGAUGGCGAUGAAAGAUAAUUUAUAGGAACAAAUUUUCCUUAAAUCUUACGUUUAUUAAGUCUACAACAAAAAUGAUUCAAGGCUGCUGAUUCACACUGUCAAGCAACUUGAUGAUUUUUCCAUACUGCAAGCUCCACCCCACAGCGAAGGAGUUGGAUAUCCUGGGGCACUUUGUGUCCGCCAGAUAUAGCCGGGAGAUCGAAGCAACCGGUCAAACGGGGGAGAAGAAUCUGGCCAAAAUGGACAUUUUUAUGCGGAAGCGUCAAACGAGACCGGCCGUAUCUGAGCAGCAUGCAAUCACUCAAGAAGGAGUAGCUUGAGGUGCUGGUGAAAAACUUCUUUUCGUACUCAUAAUGAAGGACGAGUCGUACUUUAUGCUAGAAUUCAACGAAUGACAGGGGACCGGGUACUUUACGUUUUCCAGGUAAGCGAUGACGUCGAUUAUAUCAUUCACACCAAGUUCUCGAAGAAGGUCCUUCUUUGACAGACGUGAAGGAAAUGUCCAAGCCGCUCUUCUUUCGAGUCAUGAACGGGGAGAUAUAUAGUACGAAGUGCUUGCCGGAGUUGGGAAAGUGAUGUGGUCUUUUUGCCGUCCCUGGGAUCAGCCCAUUAUACAAAAAGAUCACUGGAGGAUGGAUCGGCUCGAGAUAAACACUGUCGCGAAGACCACCAACCUUCCCCAGCUGCGCCCGAUAGAAAACUUUUGGGUGAAUGGCCAAAAUAGGGAGACAGACUACCACCAAAGCCACGAAAAGCAUACCAUAUAGAUUCGGAUUGACAUGAGCGAUGCGUCCAGACUGAGCGGUUAUCAGCGACCGCGUGAAGGCAGCAGUGGCGGCGAGAGGCAGCACUUUGGCGAGGUAGAUCGGCACCUGCUGGAGGGAGGGGACAAAAUACCAUUCGUCGAUUCCGUGGAUGACAGCGACGACGAUGAUGACGACGAAGGUGAGGGCAGAGGUGGCACGAGUGGCAAUGAGUCCGAUUCGGAAGACGAUGAGGAUGAUGUUAUGACUGAGAGUCAGGAGAACUUGGCGAUGGCCUACGUAAAUCGUUUCAAGAUGCCGUCCCUAGCGGAGCGUCGCAAUCAGGAGAAGCUAACCGUUACCAUUGAACACGAAAGGAGUGCAUCGAGAGUCGAUCUUGAGGAGGAAGCGAAGGAUAAGUCCACCGAGCUUAAAUGUAUCCAGGAUAGACUGGUUGGAUUGCGACGUAAUUCCAUCUCACUACCCACCCUGACCGAAGAGGAGCUGAAUGCUUUGCAUCAGGCGAGAGCUGAUGAGGAGGAAACCCAAAUCCUGAUUAUUGAAAAUCGAAGCAUCAGUUCAGAGACAACUGCUUCGCCGGUAACGCCAAGUUCGUCGGUACCAAGCUUGAAACCAAUGCUGCAAUAUGAAAGUGAGAGUACCGAAGAUGACGAAUCUCGCAACCCAAGAAACACAUUCCGGAAUAAACGACGAAAUUCUAUUGCUCCGCUGCCGGCGCUUAGACUCAACGACAGGGAAAUGAUGGCGAAUGAUUUCGAUUCCCAGAGCGUGCUGAGCAAUCAGAACUCCAUCACCAGCAUUAACUCGCUGGCGAGUUUGCUCAAGGAGAAGAUGCAGAACGUGCCGGCCAUGAUUCGGAAAAAGAAACGAGAAACCAAAGAUUACAAACUACGCGUCUUUGUCGGUAUGCUGUUUCUUAUCAUCGUGUUUCUCGUUGGCUAUGCGUACGUCAUGUACAACCAGAAGCUGCUGGCGAAAUCGUACUUUGACAGCGUGAAGCUGCACAAACAGACACGAGCGCUGAGGAUUCUUGACACGAAGGGAAAUGACCUUCUGACUGGGGUGCUGGGACUUGGAAUCAACAUCGACAAGCCGUACAAUUGUUUGCCGCAGGAUUUACGCGACGAUGGAAGCGUUUGUUACGAGUGGAACUCGAUGGCGAGGCUGUAUAUGAAUCUGGAGAAGACUUCUUCGCCCGACAUCAAGUGCUACAGCUUCAGCUGGGAAGCGCUGGUGGAGAAUUUCAAUCCUACCGAUUGCUUCGACAUUGGAGAUGAUCGUGGCUUCUGGUAUGGAGGUGGAUUAACACAGGGGGUGGAUUAUCCAUUGAGUAAGGCCUCUUUCGAUUUCUCUCCAUUCGUCACGGGCGACAUCAACGUCAAACAAUGGGCCAAUGCUGUUAAAAGAUACUUUUUGAAUUCUAAAGGGAUAGCCAUCCGGGUGGAUGAAACAACACCCCUCUACGUUAGUAUCAACCAUGAGGGCAACAAUCAGUUUUGUUUACAAGGGAAAAACGACAAUUUCGCUUUUGUCAAUAGGUUAACAAAAUACCCUGCCUUGAACUACCGGAUAUGCACUGGCCCAGAUAUGAAGACUAUCCACAACGGUCUCACGCAGAAAAGUUUAUGGGAUGGUUUAACAGAAAAUGAUAACGCCAUCAUAAAGUCAUUAUUGAGAGAACCCGUUUGGCAGAUUCCAGCUGCUAGUCAGGCUAAGCUCACUGAAACCUUCAUUUAUAAUUACACUGAAAACGUAAUUGCUUCCGGGUAUCUACGUCUCGGUCAUGUAUUGGUUAACGAAUUCUGGCAGAAGAAUAUUGGUGAUUUCAACAUUGAUACCGAUCGCUUCCCUACCCUAGAAGACACUAUUAAAAUCCUGCAUCGGAGAGGAUUCCGAAUCACGCUUUCAAUCCAGCCGUUUAUUAGUACCGAAAGCGAAAAUUUCCUCGAAGCGGUCACCAAAAAGCUGCUGAUCUACGAACGCGAAUCCGAGCGGAGCAUACCUGCCUUAACGCGAUACAAAAGUCUGUCGAGUGCUGGAGUUCUCGAUAUUACGAAUAAUGCAACCAUUCCCUGGCUAAGAGAUCAGCUCCAAAAGAUCACCGAAACCAUCGGAGUCGAUUCGUUCUAUCUAGACUUUGGCAACGCCUUCAACAUUCCCCGCUACUAUCAAUGUACCAACUCGCUGGAUAAUCCGGACCAGUACAAAACAAUUUUUAUGAAUCGCUUCGAGGGCAACCUUAAUAUUUUCGGGGUUUCUAGUGCCAUUACUGUUCCCCGACCCCCAGCAUUUCUGAGCCUGCCACCGGUGAAUAGCUCGUGGAGUGGACUGCAGGCCAUCAUCCCCACGCUCCUGUCGUACGGGGUUAUCGGGUACCCUUUCAUCAUGCCUGGACCGGUUGGGGGAGACUUCCUUUUGCCGUCAGAGAAGCUCAAAAAAAUGUACUCUUUCUACCCGCUGGAGAUCCCUCCGCUGCCGGAGGUCGAGCUGUACAUUCGCUGGCUGCAGCUCGCCACCUUCCUGCCGGUGCUUCGUUUCACGCACCUUCCGUCGGAGUACAAGAACGAUUCGGUGACGGAGAUUGCGAAGGAGCUGUCAGCGAUACGGCAGAAAACUGUCGUCGUGCUGCUGGAGAAGUACUCGAGCAUCGCUAUGGACGAAGGGCUGCCGAUCAUCCGCCCUCUGUGGAUGAUGGAUUCGACUGACGUUAACUGUUUGUACAUAGACGACGAGUUCUCGAUAGGGGAUGGACUGAUCGUGGCACCAAUUCUCUAUAGAGGAGACACUAGUCGGGAAGUGUAUUUACCCCAGGGUGUCUGGAAGGACGGCAUUGAUGGUUCGCUGCGGAAAGGUAAUCGUUGGAUCCACAACUACCAUGUGCCACAGAAUAAGGUGGCUUACUUCGUGAAGAUGCCAGACAACACACGUUUCUAGGCGAACAGGUGAUUGCGUUGACGCGUUCGGCUGUUCCAGAUGUACCCGUAUGGAAGUGCCUCUAGUCACCGAGACGUUCUUUCGUACGGUAAUACGUAAGAUGGACGAGAUUUCCUUUUUAUUUAUUUGUUUUUGACAUAUGAGCUAAGAGUGUGCGAUUAAACAAAUACAUUUUUAACUUGGCAACUAUUCGUACUAAUAGUAAUACUUUGAUAUACACUGUAAAUAUAUACUGUUUAAAUAGUAUAUGUACCCUAGAAGAGUCACUGUUUGCUGCUGCUUCGAAAUCUCAUAUUAAAUAUAUUUGUACUAGCGACUACUUCCUCUGGGCGAGAUUGUGUGUUUUGCGAACAAGAACCUAAUACUUUUCUACAAGAAUGUAAGUACGUUUCGAUAGUCUAUUGCUCGGCUAUCGCAACAAAAGAAAAUGUUAAUAUAACAUAAUACCAACUGUUGAA
This is a messenger RNA of Toxorhynchites rutilus septentrionalis, 5322 nucleotides long. Its product is annotated as myogenesis-regulating glycosidase. The coding region runs from base 1946 to 4864 and encodes 972 amino acids. Gene Ontology annotation, molecular function: hydrolase activity, hydrolyzing O-glycosyl compounds. Lineage: Eukaryota; Metazoa; Arthropoda; Insecta; Diptera; Culicidae. Gene Ontology annotation, biological process: carbohydrate metabolic process. The record is from RefSeq and is a predicted model, not a curated record. The transcript has 8 exons.